AUGUACGGCGGAGAAGCUGUAGCUUCAGUUGUAGCUAUUGAAUUCUACAAUGUUAAUUAUCUCUAUCGGUGCUUUGACCCCAUAUCACACUUCCCAUUUCUUCCUCUAUUCCUGACGGUUGACGCAUUCCAUAGAGCAUUUCAUCUUCCUCUUUCUCUGCCAUUCUGCAACUCCUUUCUUCUUCUUCUUUUUUUAAUUUUAUUUUCUUGCUUGGCUAACGCCAUAUCUUUUCAGAUAACUCGUUUCAGUCCCGAUUUAAGCACCAUACUUUACCGCGGAGAUGCAAUAGCUUCAGUUGGAGCAAUUGAAUUCAACAAUGUUGAUUAUCUUUAUCAGGUUGGUCAAGCUAUCUAUUCUCAGCCUGUUCCUAUCUGGGAUUCACACUCCAGGAAAGUGGCUGACUUCACCACUCAUUUCUCCUUCACAAUUGACACUCAAAAUCGUACCCCUUACGGCCACGGGCUUGCUUUCUUUCUUGCUCCUAUUGUUUUUCAAAUUCCACCGAACUCAGGUGGAGGAUUUUUAGGUCUAUUCAAUACCAGCACAAGUGAUUCCUCCCAGAACCAGAUAGUUUCGAUUGAAUUUGAUUCAUUUGCAAAUCCAGAAUGGGAUCCUCCUUUUGAACAUGUUGGUAUCAACAAAAACUCAAUUGCUUCAUCUAUAACCACGCCCUGGAAUGCCAGCUUGCACAGUGGAGACACUGCUGAUGCUUGGAUUGUCUACAAUUCUUCUACACAAAAUCUUAGUGUUUUCUGGAAUUAUGGAUCAAGUCCUAACUCUAGUCUUUCUCUUAAGAUAGAUUUGAAGGAGAUUCUUCCUCAAUGGGCUAUAAUUGGAUUUUCAGCUGCCACAGGUUUGCAUGUUGAAAGACACACACUCGAAUCAUGGGAAUUCAGUUCAAACCUUGAUAUGACAAAGACAAGUGGGAGAAAAGCAAAGGAAAUUGGGUUAAUUGUAGGCUUGACAGCCGCUGGAGCAAUCUUAAUUGCAGGUGGAGUAAUAGCGAUUGUAGUUUUAAGGAGAAAAAUACAAUCUGCAAAGUGGAACCCACAGAUGGCUGCCAACUUGACAAGUUCUAUGAACGAUGAUUUUGAAAGGGGGACAGGACCAAAAAGGUUUUCUUUCAAAGAUCUUGCUUCAGCUACUAAUAAUUUCUCAAACGAGAGAAAGUUGGGUGAGGGAGGAUUUGGAAAGGUUUACAAAGGUGAACUCAUUGAUCUGAAUAUUGCAGUGGCUGUGAAGAAGUUCUCAAGGGGUUCUAAGCAGGGGAAAAAGCAGUACGUAACUGAAGUAAAGAUCAUAAGUAGUUUGAGGCAUCGAAAUUUGGUCCAGCUAAUCGGCUGGUGCCAUGAUCAAAAUGAGUUCUUGCUUGUCUAUGAAUUCAUGCCAAAUGGAAGCCUGGAUACUCAUCUAUUUGGCAGGAAAAAUCUUCUGAGUUGGAGUGUGAGAUACAAAAUAGCAAUUGGGUUGGCAUCUGCUUUGCUGUAUCUUCAUGAAGAAUGGGAACAAUGUGUGAUACAUAGGGAUAUCAAAUCAAGUAACGUAAUGCUAGAUUCAAAUUUUAAUGCCAAGCUUGGAGAUUUUGGUUUGGCUAGACUUAUGGACCAUGAACUAGGACCACAAACGACAGGCGUGGCUGGAACGUUUGGCUACUUAGCCCCUGAAUAUGUGAGCACAGGCAGGCCUAGCAAGGAGUCCGAUGUAUAUAGCUUUGGGGUGGUUGCUUUAGAAAUUGCCAGUGGAAGGAAGUCAACCGAUCCAAUGCCAACACACGAAAAAUCCGAAACAGGGCUCCUGGAGUGGGUUUGGGACUUGUAUGGAUCGGGGAAACUUUCUUCAGCUAUGGACGGGAGGUUAAACAACGAUUUUGAUCUUAAACAAUUUGAGUGUUUGUUGACAGUAGGUUUGUGGUGUGCUCAUCCGGACCGCAGCCUAAGGCCAACCAUAAAACAAGCAAUUCAAGCCCUCAACUUUGAGGCAACACUUCCCAAUCUUCCAACCAAAAUGCCUGUGCCCAUCUACGAUGUUCCAAAUAUUAUUAGUUCUUCAGCGGAGCCUUUAAUAACCUGCACAAGCAUUGAUGUGGGCCGUUGA
Molecule: messenger RNA, 2094 nt
Organism: Coffea eugenioides
Lineage: Eukaryota; Viridiplantae; Streptophyta; Magnoliopsida; Gentianales; Rubiaceae
Product: L-type lectin-domain containing receptor kinase IX.1
Exons: 3
Coding region: 1-2094 (697 amino acids)
Biological process (GO): protein phosphorylation
Cellular component (GO): plasma membrane
Molecular function (GO): ATP binding; carbohydrate binding; protein kinase activity
Source: RefSeq, a predicted model, not a curated record